This is a messenger RNA of Hemibagrus wyckioides, 1806 nucleotides long. It is a transcript of the gene vps37a, whose product is annotated as VPS37A subunit of ESCRT-I. The record is from RefSeq and is a predicted model, not a curated record. Gene Ontology annotation, biological process: protein targeting to vacuole; ubiquitin-dependent protein catabolic process via the multivesicular body sorting pathway; protein targeting to membrane. The coding region runs from base 181 to 1338 and encodes 385 amino acids. NCBI's taxonomy places the organism in Eukaryota, Metazoa, Chordata, Actinopteri, Siluriformes, Bagridae. The transcript has 13 exons. Gene Ontology annotation, cellular component: ESCRT I complex.
AACGCGUCACCGCUUGUUUGUCUUCCGACCUGGUUUGACGUUAGCUUUGUUUCCACUCGCGCUAUUGACAGUUAUUAUCACGUAUGAUGCGUUAUAACCGGCGUUAUUGAUUCGAAAAUGUCCGAAGGGCAGUCGAAGACAAGUUAAUGCCAAUAAUAACAGUAUUCACCGCAUGUCAGGAUGAAUUGGAUUUUCCCGCUGUCUAAGGGCUCUGGAGCGAUCCCGGCUCCGAACAGUUUACAGAAACAGAGACAGCGGCAGAUCGAGUCGCUUAAAGCUGCGCACUCUACCAUCGCAGAGAUCCAGAAAGAUGUGGAGUACCGAAUUCCUUUCACCGUCAACAACUCCACCAUCAGCGUCAACAUAUUGCUUCCACCACAGUUUCCUCAAGAGAAGCCUGUGGUCACUGUGUAUCCUCCCGUGGGUCAUCAUUUAGUGGAUGGGAACAACGGCACCGUGGUCACCAGCCCCCUCAUCACCAACUUCGGGAUGCACUCGGAUCUCGGGAAGGUAAUCCAGAGCUUGCUGGAUGAGUUCUGGAAGAGUCCGCCAGUCCUGAUGUCCGGCACUCCGUCCUUCCCUUACAUGUACAAGCCACCGUAUCCUGCGCAGAACUUUCAUUUCGUCUCCACCUUCCCGAGCCAGGACCCCCAGAGGCACAUUGUCCCCGCCCCUCUCCCACCGGCCCCGGGGUCAGAGAUGCAGCAGGUUCAGAACCGUCCUCCGGCACCGACGUACGGACUGAUCACGGACCUCCCACUGCCCGUCCCCAUGGCCGACUCACAGACCGGACUAAAUGGUCACAUCUACAAAAUGCCCGAAAUCCCCGACUCGUUUCCAGAACUUUCCGAGAUAAGUGUGUCUCAGCUGAAGGACAUGAGCGAUAAUGAAGACAUCUUGCUGGAGUAUUUUGCGUGUCUGCCUCAGCUCAAGCAGGUCUCCAGCGAUAAAGAAGAUCUGGUGAACACCAUCGUCACUGUGGCCAAGAAGAACUUGCAGCUGGAGCCUCAGCUGGAAGGAAAGAGACAAGAGAUGCUGUACAAAUAUGAGCAGCUGACCCAGAUGAAGUCAGCGUUCCAGACCAAAAUGCAGAGACAGCAUGAGCUCAGUGAGAGCUGCAGUCUGAGUGCCCUACAGGCGAGGUUAAAGGUCGCGGCCCAUCAGGCGGAGGAGGAGUCCGAGGAGACGGCCGAGAACUUUCUGGAAGGAAAGACUGAGAUCGAUGACUUCCUCACCAGCUUCAUGGAGAAGAGGACGCUUUGUCACAGCAGAAGAGCUAAAGAAGAAAAGCUACAGCAGUCCAUCAGCGUGCACGGACACUUCCCCUCCGCACACUAGACUCACUACUGGUUUCGGUACUAAAGCAGAACGCUCAGCCUCAUGACGAACCCUCACCAUGGCAGAUCCAGACUCCUACAGCAGCGAGCGACUGGAGCUCUGGAGCUUUUCACCAUCAGCCUUGGAGCAGAGCGCGAGCUGUUGCUGAUCUUCCUGCCGGUGUUCUCGGAGUGCUCGGUGUUCUGGAUGAGCUUCAGUGAGGCUGUAGCACGUGGUGUUCUUCACCUGGUGUUCUUCAGAGUAUUAGGCAGCCUUUUUUGCGUUCUCAUUAGCACACUUCGAAUACUGACGAUGGAUUUCUUUCGGUUCGGACCUUUUCUUGCACUCGAGAAUCUGAAAUUUUUUGCCGACGCUGCCAGACGCCACAAAAAUACUGUAUUUAAUAAUGUUGAUAAUAGGCUUUAUUAUAAUCAGACAUUGUAUUAUAAGUUUAUUUAAUUUGAUAGGCUAAUAAAAUAUUUCCACUAA